AAAGAUAGAAGAGAACCGAACUUGAGAUUUGGUCUCCGUUUCUAAUCCAUUUUCCUGAAAACUGAAGAGAGAACAAUCUAACUCAGCGAGAAGAAAGGUAAACAUGAAUCUCGGUGCCGGAGCUGUAGCCGGCGACGAUAUCUCUUCGUCUUCACCAUUAUCGCAGUGGACCUACGCCUUUACAAGGCGCUAUCAAUACUUCCUCGACAAAUCAACACCUCACGUUCUCCGUCGUUGGAUCGCCUUCUCGAUUCUCGUUCUCAUCUACGCUUUACGCGUCUUCUUUCUACAAGGCUAUUAUAUCAUCACCUAUGGUCUCGGCAUCUACAUCCUCCAGCUCUUCAUCUUAUUUCUCUCUCCUCAGGUUGAUCCUGAGAUCGAAGAACUUACCGAUGGACCGAUGCUUCCUACUCGUAGAUCAGACGAAUUCCGUCCCUUCGUCCGUCGCCUUCCUGAAUUCAAGUUCUGGUAUUCACUCAUGAAAGGAUUCUGCAUUGCCUUUGUGCUGACUUUCUUCAGUAUGUUUGACGUUCCUGUAUUUUGGCCGAUACUGUUAUUUUAUUGGUUGGUGCUGUUCGUGUCAACAAUGAAGAGGCAGAUAAUGCACAUGGUCAAAUAUAAAUAUGUCCCCUUCUCCUUUGGAAAGAAGCAAUACCAGGGAAAGAAAGCAGUUUCUUCUUCCAAUGAUACAGACAUCACAGCAUAAUGUACCAUGUCUUCUUCAGAUGGAUUAGAGCCACACACCCAAAAUAAUAAAAAAAGGAAAGAAAAAAAUCCCCCUUAAUUUUAUGUGGAUUAUUAUUCAGGGGAUGAUUAUAUUUCUUACAAGGAAGUUUCACCCGGGUCUAGUUUAGUAGCAGCAAUUGGUCUUUCUUAUUUAUUUAUGGAAUACUCUUUUGUUUUAAGAAGUUCAUUAACCAAUUCGACAUUCUUGUGAACUACUUAUUUGUCCCUCGAAAUGAAAAAGAAUAGUAUUGUUGAUUUUCAA
Messenger RNA from Impatiens glandulifera, 988 nucleotides. RefSeq names its product protein RER1A-like. The transcript is spliced from 3 exons. The record is from RefSeq and is a predicted model, not a curated record. Bases 104 to 706 code for a protein of 200 amino acids. Lineage: Eukaryota; Viridiplantae; Streptophyta; Magnoliopsida; Ericales; Balsaminaceae. Gene Ontology annotation, biological process: protein retention in ER lumen; retrograde vesicle-mediated transport, Golgi to endoplasmic reticulum. Gene Ontology annotation, cellular component: Golgi membrane.